Messenger RNA from Cataglyphis hispanica, 657 nucleotides. It is a transcript of the gene Tim8, whose product is annotated as mitochondrial import inner membrane translocase subunit Tim8-like. Lineage: Eukaryota; Metazoa; Arthropoda; Insecta; Hymenoptera; Formicidae. The coding region runs from base 141 to 422 and encodes 93 amino acids. The transcript is spliced from 2 exons. The record is from RefSeq and is a predicted model, not a curated record.
AAUCGGAUAUCUUAUCGUACACAUGCACUGUCUUCCAUUUUUAUUUCUUUUAAGAUUUAUCAACUGCUGCAUGUAAAAUUUGCAACUAUCCGUAUUUUCAUACGCAAUAAGAAUAAAUCCGAUUGCUACAAUUUUGAAAUAUGGCAGAUUCAUUUGACAAUUCUUUGUACGAUGCCAAUGAUGCCAAAGGAAUCGAUCCCGAAAUAGCGGGGCUUCUAAUGGUUGAAAAGCAAAAAGCGCAACUUAAUGCACAGAUUCACGAGUUUAACGAUAUUUGUUGGGACAAAUGCAUGGAUAAACCAGGAAGUAAAUUGGAUGGACGUACAGAAACUUGUAUAAACAACUGCGUCAAUAGAUUUAUAGAUGUUUCUGUUUUUGUUACUAGUCGUUUUGGACAAUUCAUAAAUGCUAUAGAAAAAUAAGAACAUAUUGUUAACAUAUACUAUUGUCUGCUUAAAAUUACAAUGAAUUAUAUCUUUAAGAAAAGUAUUUUAAAAUUAUAAAAAAUGAUAAAGUUAUCUUUAUAUUUGUAAUUUAAUACUUAUGAGUGAAUAAAAUAAUGAAUAUACAAAAUAUCUCUGUAUUUUCUGGUUAAUAUUAAUAAAAUCUUUACAUUUUAUGUAAAAUAUAAAAUAAAAAUACUGUGAAAUAUCAUAA